This is a messenger RNA of Homarus americanus (American lobster), 2067 nucleotides long. Its product is annotated as spidroin-1-like. The coding region runs from base 1 to 2067 and encodes 688 amino acids. The transcript has 4 exons. The record is from RefSeq and is a predicted model, not a curated record. NCBI's taxonomy places the organism in Eukaryota, Metazoa, Arthropoda, Malacostraca, Decapoda, Nephropidae.
AUGGGAGGCGGUGCAGGAUGCCAACGAUGGGAGGCAGUGCAGGCAUGCCCAGCGAUGGGAGGUGCAGGAUGGGAGGCGGUGCAGGAUGGGAGGCGUGCAGGAUGGGAGGUGGGCCUGCCAGCGAUGGGAGCGGUGCAGGCUGCCAGCAAUGGGAGGCGGUGGGCCUGCCAACGAUGGGAGGCGGUGCAGGCCUGCCAGCGAUGGGAGGCGGUGCAGGCACUGCCAGCGAUGGGAGCGGUGCAGGCCUGCCAGCGAUGGGAGGCGGUGGGCCUGCAACGAUGGGAGAGUGCAGGCCUGCCAACAUGGGGAGGCAGUGCAGGCAUGCCAGCGAUGGGGAGCGGUGCAGGCCAACGAUGGGAGGGCAGUGCAGGCCUGCCAACGAUGGGGCGGUGCGGCACCCAGCGAUGGGGAGGCGGUGCAGGCAUGCCAACGAUGGGGGCAGUGCAGGCAUGCCGACGAUGGGAGCGGUGCAGGCAUGCCAACGAUGGGAGGGCAGUGCAGGCAUGCCAGCGAUGGGGAGGUGCGAGAGCCAGCGUGGGAGGCGGUGGGGCAUGCCAGCGAUGGGAGCGGUGCAGGCAUGCCAGCGAUGGGGCGGUGCAGGCAUGUGAUGGGGAGGCAGUGCAGGCAUGCCAGUGGGAGGCGGUGCAGGUGGGAGGUGCAGGCAUGCCAGCAGUGGGGGCGGUGCAGGCCUGCCAGCGAUGGGAGGCGGUGCAGGCCUGCCAGCGAUGGGAGCUGUGCAGGCCUGCCAGCGAUGGGGCGGUGCAGGCAUGCCAACGAUGGGGCGGUGCAGGCAUGCCCGACGAUGGGAGGCAGUGCAGGCAUGCCAGCGAUGGGAGGCGUGCAGGCAUGCCAGCGAUGGGGCGGUGCAGGCAUGGCCUUGAUGGGGAGGGUGCAGGCAACGAUGGGGAGGCAGCUGGCAACGAUGGGGCAGUGCAGGCAUGCCAAGCGAUGGGAGGCGGUGCAGGCAUGCCAGCGAUGGGGAGCAGUGCGGGUAUGCCAGCGAUGGGAGGCUGUGCAGGCAUGCCAACGAUGGGAGGCGGUGCAGGCAUGCCAGCGAUGGGAGCGGUGCAGGCCUGCCAGCGAUGGGGCGGUGUGGCAUCCAGCGAUGGGAGGCUGUGCAGGUAUGCCAGCAAUGGGGCGGUGCAGGCAUGCCAGCGAUGGGAGGCAGUGCAGGCUACUGACGAUGGGAGGCGGUGCAGGCAUGCCAGCGAUGGGGAGGCUGUGCAGGCCUGCCCGGCGUGGGAGGCGGUGCAGGCAUGCCAACGAUGGGAGGCGUGCAGGCCUGCCAGCGAUGGGAGGCGGUGCAGGCAUGCCAGCGAUGGGAGCUGUGCAGGCAUGCCAGCGAUGGGAGGCGUGCAGGCAUGCCAACGAUGGGGCCGGUGCAGGCAUGCCAACGAUGGAGGGGUGGGCAUGCACCCAGCAAUGGGAGCAGUGUGGGUAUACCAGCGAUGGGAGGCUGUGCAGGUAUGCCAACGAUGGGAGGCGGUGGGCAGCAUGCGUGAUGGGGCAGUGCAGGCCUCAGCGAUGGGGAGGCAGUGUGGAGUAUACCAGCGAUGGGGCUGUGCAGGUAUGCCAGUGUGCAGUGGAGGCAGUGCAGGUGCCCAGCGAUGGGGCGGUGGGGCAUGCCAGCGAUGGAGCGGUGCCUGCCAGCGAUGGGGCGGUGCAGGCCUGCCAGGUGGGGCGGUGCAGGCAUGCCCAGCGAUGGGAGGCGGUGCAGGCAUGUCAGCGAUGGGGCGGUGCAGGCAUCUCCAACGAUGGGAGGCGGUGCAGGCAUGCCAGCAGUGGGAGCCGAGUGCAGGCAUGCCAGCGAUGGGAGGCGGUGCACACUUAGCGAUGGGAGCGGUGCAGAACAAAUGUGAUAGUGUACAGCAGGAACAAGUGGGCUGGUGGGCAGCAGGAACAAAUGGUAGUGGGCGCAGGAACAAGUUGGUGUGGUCGGCAGGAACAAAUGUGAGUGGGCAGCAGGAACAAAGUGGGAGUGGGCGCAGGAACAAGUUGGUGUGGUCGGCAGGAACAAGUGGGAUAGUGGGCGGCAGGAACAAGUUGGUGGUCAGCAGGAACAAAUGA